AUGACCCUUCCGCCUUUUACACUUCGCCCAUCACUCCAACAAACCGAUACUCCCCCUCCAUCCCUCAGCUUCGACAACCUCCAGCUCUUCGCCAACGAGGUCGUUUUGGACGAGGAGGCGGCCAUGUUUGCCAAGGCAAAGGGAUCGGCUUACCUGGGGAAAGGCAAGGAUGCGGACCCGAAUGGACCCUUGCUCAAGCACCUGUUCCAUACACCAGAACUCGCUCCCCCCUACAGCCUCCGGCGGAACAUAAAGGAGAAGACGGUGGCUGCGAUGGAUGCCUGGUGUGCUAAACAAAUUGUCCACUCGGUGGUGGUCUGCCACCCACUCAUCUGCUGCGGCGACGAUAUCAAGCAAACGUCCAACGAGGGGCAAGGGCUGAUCGCCGUCAAUCCGGAUGGCAGUACCGAAUGGAUGAAGUCAUGGACGGAGGCAAACAAGCAGAACUUGCAUCCCCAGAGCACCAACGAAUGGCGAGAGCAACAGAUCCCCCGUCAGGGCCUGACACUUUCCUCCGCUCCCGGAUCUUCUCGACCGACCACUGCGUCCAACCCCUCCGCCUCGGCCCCCGGCAAGAAGACCGCCAAGCACGCCAGUACGGCGACGCUCCCCAAUGCAGCCUCGUCCACCCAUGACGCGCUCUCCUCGGCUGUUCUCGGCCACGUCCGGGCGAGCACGGUACUAUCCAUCGCCGCCUCCGACCCAUCCCUUAAUUCCCCUCGUCUGCCGGUUCCGGAGCCAAGCCUCGCCUUCGACUUUGAUGCGGACAACAUGAACGAGGACUUGCAGACCGUCAUGCGCAUCCUUUCGGAGAACGGCGAGGCAGGUAUGAGCCAGGAUGGGGCAGAGCCUAUCAAGCGAGAAGCCGGCGGUGGCGCUAGGUUGGGGCAUGGCAAGUCCGAAGGCCAUACCGAUGAUCAGGGACGAAAAAAUGGACGGGCCGGCGGGGCGGGAGAUGGAGGGCGAGAGGGUGUAGGGGGAGGUGGCGCGGGCGAGAAGGGGGACGGAGAGAAGUAG
This is a messenger RNA of Dioszegia hungarica, 1017 nucleotides long. RefSeq lists its product as uncharacterized. The transcript is spliced from 3 exons. The coding region runs from base 1 to 1017 and encodes 338 amino acids. The record is from RefSeq and is a predicted model, not a curated record. Lineage: Eukaryota; Fungi; Basidiomycota; Tremellomycetes; Tremellales; Bulleribasidiaceae.